Messenger RNA from Colletotrichum graminicola M1.001, 1473 nucleotides. Its product is annotated as glycosyl hydrolase family 71. The transcript is spliced from 3 exons. Gene Ontology annotation, molecular function: glucan endo-1,3-alpha-glucosidase activity. Bases 1 to 1473 code for a protein of 490 amino acids. Lineage: Eukaryota; Fungi; Ascomycota; Sordariomycetes; Glomerellales; Glomerellaceae. Gene Ontology annotation, biological process: mating projection tip cell wall disassembly. The record is from RefSeq and is a predicted model, not a curated record.
AUGAAGUUCAUCACCAUUUGCGCCGGUCUCCUGGCCGCCGUCACGCAGGUCCAGGCCUCUGUCGUCGCACACUUCAUGCUCAUCAACACCAUGAACUACACCCUAGGUGACUUUGAGGAUGACUUCAGACUUGCAAAGGAAGCUCAUAUCGAUGCCUUCGCCCUCAACAUGGGCUUGACGGACCCCCAUACCGCCGACGCCCUGGUAGACGCCUUCACCGCCGCCAAGACCGUCGGCUUCCAGCUCUUCUUCUCCUUUGACUACAACGGUGGCUACGUCGGCGGCAAGCCCUGGCCCAAGGAGACCAUCCUCGCCAUGGGCGAAGAGUACUUUAGGCGCGACGAGUACCACAAGUACGCCGAGAAGCCCGUCGUCUCGACAUUCGAGGGCACCGAGAACGCCGAGGACUGGAUCGAGAUCAAGGAGAAGACGUCCGCCUUCUUCAUCCCGGACUGGUCGUCCAUCGCGCCCGACAAGGCCCUGGAACUGGCCGGCGGCGUCGCGGACGGCCUGUUCAGUUGGGACGCCUGGCCCGUCGGGAACCAGGACAUGACCUCCAAGGGCGACGCCGCCUACGAGUGGGCCUUGAAGGGGAAGCCCUACAUGAUGCCCGUGUCGCCGUGGUUCUACACCAACCUCCCCGGGUACCACAAGAACUGGGUCUGGCGCGGUGACGAUCUCUGGUUCGACCGGUGGACUCAGGUCAUGGAGAUCAUGCCCACCUUCGUCCAAAUCAUCUCCUGGAACGACUACGGCGAGUCCCACCACAUCGGCCCUCUCCGCUCCAACGCAAUGGAAGCCUUCGAGGUCGGCAAGGCCCCCUUCAACUACGCCCUCGACCACCCCCACGACGGCUGGCGGCACACCCUCCCCUUCCUCAUCGACAGCUACAAGGCCGCCGUCCAGCCGGCCAUCAGGAACGAGUCCCUCACAACAUGGUACCGCUCCUCGCCGGCCCUCGCCUGCAAGGACGGCGGCACCACGGCCAGCACGGCCGCCCAUUCCCAGAAUAUCCUGACCGCCGCCGAGGUCGUCAGGGACAAGAUCUUCUACUCGGCCCUGCUGACCUCCGCGGCGGAGGUCACCAUCUCCGUCGGAGGCCGGUCGCAGAAGGGCAUCUGGACCUCGACCCCCGAGGGCGGCAAGGGCAUGUACCACGGCAGCGCCCCGUUCCUCGGCACCGGGGACGUCGUCGUCUCGAUGACAAAGUACGGCAUCGAGAUGGCCAAGAUCGAGGGAAAGCCCAUAUCCAACGAGUGCCCCGGCGGCAUGACGAACUGGAACGCCUGGGUCGGCGCCAGGGACGCGCUGCACGUCGAGGACCCGAACCCCGCCACCCCCACUCAGACCGGCGACGGCCCCAAGAGCACGGCGAGUGGCGACGACGGCUCGUCUGCUUCUUCCUUGUCGCGGGGCAGCCUCGUCUACAUCAUCGCUGUUCUUGCCUGCCUGACCGUUGCUGGCGUGGUGUGA